AUGUAUGAAUUAAUUGAAAAUCUCUUAUCAACUGAUGAAGCAAAUGAUGCAUUCAAUGCUCUACGACCCGAAGGUAAUGAAGUUAAUUAUGGUCAAUAUUAUGCAAUCACAGAUAAUGCUUCCCUCGUUCGUCUACCACGUUUAAUGGGGUUUCAAGCAACAAUGAAUGAAUCUGGUGAUUUCCCGUGGUACCGAUGUACCAUGUCAUCUGUUCCUCAAAAUAAAAUCGUUUACGCCCUAUGGACACCAACUAUUCAGAAAGUUAAAAAUUCAAUAGAACAAAAAACAGGCGAGACUUGGAAUUUAGCGCAUGUUAUCUAUUAUCGAGAUGGUGACGACAGUAUGGGUAUGCAUAGUGAUACAAUGUUGGAUUUAGCACCCGGUUCCAAAAUCGCUGUUGUAAGCUUUGGUGCUACAAGACAAUUGGAAUUGCUCAAAAAACGCCAUAGUACGAUGGAUGGACCAUCUAACAUGAAAUUUGACCUUCCUGCCAAUUCACUAUUCUUACUGGACGAACAGACAAAUAAACAUUAUGUACAUGGAAUCCGAAAGAAAAGAAAACACGAUGUUGAAGAUCGUAUUGCAAUUGUCUUUCGACAUGUAACAACAUUCAAAACUGAUGAUGACAAAUUUUAUGGCUAUGGAUCAGCAUUUUUAACAAAACAGGAUAUUGUUCAANAAAAUAAACGGAUGCUCAAAAUAUUCUAG
Adineta ricciae is the source of this 708-nucleotide messenger RNA. The record is from the annotation of a GenBank genome assembly. NCBI's taxonomy places the organism in Eukaryota, Metazoa, Rotifera, Eurotatoria, Adinetida, Adinetidae.